UUUCAGUUUUUUGGAGCCGUGAGGGAUACAGAAGUUUGAUCAAUAUUGUCUUAACAUGCUUCAAAUAAAUCAGGCCUUAUCACUCUAAAAGAAAGGAUCCUACACAGUUCGUGAAAAAAAUACUUCUUAGGACUUUGGACAUCAGCUGAUGAAGAUCACUGGCUCCUGGGUGAUGAGAAACAAAUGAGCUUUUCUCCACGAUAAAAUGGCAAACCCCAAAGAGAAAACUCCAAUGUGUCUGGUAAAUGAGUUAGCCCGUUUCCAUAGCAUCCAACCCCAGUAUAAACUCCUGAAUGAAAGCGGGCCCGCUCAUUCGAAGAUGUUUUCGGUGCAGCUGAGUCUUGGUGAGCAGACAUGGGAAUCCGAAGGAAGCAGUAUAAAGAAGGCCCAACAGGCUGUUGCAAAUAAAGCUUUGACUGAAUCUACGCUUCCCAAACCAGUUCAGAAACCACCCAAAAGUAAUGUCAAUAAUAACCCAGGUAGUAUAACCCCUACUGUGGAGCUGAAUGGGCUGGCUAUGAAAAGGGGAGAGCCUGCCAUCUACAGGCCGUUAGAUCCAAAGCCAUUCCCAAAUUAUAGAGCCAAUUACAACUUCCGGGGCAUGUACAACCAGAGGUAUCAUUGCCCAAUGCCCAAGAUUUUUUAUGUCCAGUUGACUGUAGGAAAUAAUGAAUUCUUUGGCGAAGGGAAGACGCGACAAGCUGCCAGACACAAUGCUGCGAUGAAAGCCCUCCAAGCACUGCAGAAUGAGCCGAUUCCAGAAAAGUCUCCUCAGAAUGGUGAAUCAGGAAAAGAAAUGGAUGAUGACAAAGAUGCAAAUAAAUCUGAAAUAAGCUUAGUUUUUGAAAUUGCUCUGAAGAGAAAUAUGCCUGUCAGUUUUGAGGUUAUUAAAGAAAGCGGACCACCACACAUGAAGAGUUUUGUGACCCGGGUAUCAGUGGGAGAAUUUUCUGCAGAAGGAGAGGGAAAUAGCAAAAAACUCUCCAAGAAGCGAGCAGCAACCACUGUCUUACAGGAGCUGAAAAAGCUCCCACCUCUUCCUGUGGUAGAGAAGCCAAAACUAUUUUUUAAAAAGCGCCCUAAAACCAUAGUAAAGGCUGGACCCGAGUAUGGUCAAGGAAUGAACCCUAUCAGCCGCCUGGCUCAGAUCCAACAGGCCAGAAAGGAAAAGGAGCCUGAUUAUGUUUUACUUUCAGAACGAGGAAUGCCUCGGCGUCGAGAGUUUGUGAUGCAGGUCAAGGUAGGCAAUGAAGUUGCUACUGGAACAGGACCUAAUAAAAAGAUAGCCAAAAAAAAUGCUGCAGAAGCGAUGCUGUUACAGCUUGGCUAUAAAGCGUCCACCGGCCUUCAGGAUCAGCUGGACAAGACAGGGGAAAACAAAAACUGGAGUGGUCCGAAGGCUGGGUUUCCUGAACCAACAAAUAACACUCCAAAAGGAAUUCUUCAUCUUUCUCCUGAUGUUUAUCAAGAGAUGGAAGCCAGCCGCCACAGAGUGACCUCUGGCACAACUCUAGGCUACUUAUCACCCAAAGAUAUGAACCAACCUUCAAGCUCUUUCUUCAGUCUGUCUCCCUCAUCGACUAGUUCAGCCACAGUUGCCAGGGAACUCCUUAUGAAUGGAACAUCUCCUGCAGCUGAAGCCGUAGGUUUAAAAGGAAGCUCUCCUACUCCCCCUUGUUCUCCAGUACAGCCUUCAAAACAACUGGAAUAUUUAGCAAGGAUUCAAGGCUUUCAGCAUUCUACAUCCCUCAAGUCCAGCAAAACCCAAACGCUGCUUUCUCCUUCUUGCAGGCAGUCACAGGCAGCGUUAAGUGCCUUGAAACAGUUUUCCGAACAAGGACUAGAAACAAUUGAUGGGGCAGUGAAUGUUGAAAAAGGCUCCCUUGAAAAACAAGCCAAGCAUCUGCGAGAGAAAGCGGACAAUAACCAGGCGAACCCCGGCUCCAUCACUCAGGACUGCAAGAAAUCAAAGUCGGCCAUCUAGCAGCUCCCAGAACCACGGCUGCCACCGCGUCCUUAUAAACCUGUCAGCACGCAUGAGGGUGUCUGUGUUCAAGGAAAUGAAUGGCUAAUGCCAUUAUCUGAGUCUUAUGUGAAGACAACACUAUUCUAACACAAGAGAUAAUGUACAUGGUACUGUUUAUUCAACUGGGGGAAAAUAAAACUUGGAGCAUUUCCCUUGGAACUUGAGAUCAGAUCAUAACUCAUUUGCCCAGAGGCAACAGAAAUCUGAUCCCACUACUGGAGCUUAAAAACAACAAUUAACGAAAAGUGUUAGAAACCAAGCUAAAGUUUUAAAAUGAUUCCUAGAGGAGUUUGGUUCUGUCCUUAACGAUUGUUUUGUCGUGGCGAUUGUGUUGUUAUACUCUCUCUUGUUUGAAAUAAUGCUUGACAAUUCAGAAAUUAACCAAUGCUGUGCUGUGGAAUGUGACUGUUGUCUUCAUAUAGUCUCACAGUUUCUCUUUUUAUGCAGAUAUUUGUAACCUUCAUCUUGCAAACACACACACACACACACAUACGCAUACACACACGUACACACACAUACACACAUGCACACACUUGAAUUACUUUAAGGUAAUUCACGAAGAUGUAUGCAAAUAACUAUGUUUUCCAUCAGGUCAGAUAAUUGAUUUACAAUAUAAAUAAUCCUAGGAACAUGUAGUUUCCAUGUACUUCUGGACUUUGAAAACGACAGAAUGAAACUAAACCGAGCAGUUGUAGGUUUUGCGCUACGUGAUGCCAUUCGCCAUCCAGGGGGCGCCUUGCCUCCGCACAUCCGGGAAUCUACCCCGUCGUGGAAAUUGUGCCCACCGCCAUCCGUGUGUUGUUACCACUCACUGUUAGCAUCGGGUGUCUUCAGUGACUGCCUCUGGACAGUGAGUAGGAUCAAAAUAAAUACUGUACAUGGUGGGGACGGGAAAGCCUGUUGGGAGGAGCUUCUAGCCAACCGCGCGCUGGACCAGCAUGUUGGAAUCCAGUGUGGGGCAAAUGCAGUAAAGAGUUGGUCGGUUUCUGUA
Meriones unguiculatus (Mongolian gerbil) is the source of this 3017-nucleotide messenger RNA. RefSeq names its product staufen double-stranded RNA binding protein 2 (gene Stau2). The coding region runs from base 206 to 1984 and encodes 592 amino acids. The transcript has 15 exons. The record is from RefSeq and is a predicted model, not a curated record. NCBI's taxonomy places the organism in Eukaryota, Metazoa, Chordata, Mammalia, Rodentia, Muridae.